AUGGAGCAAUGGAUCUUGCCAGGAGGUCUGGAAGCGUUCCAUGCGGAGCAUGCGGUGCAGGUGGGCAUCGUUCCUGCACGAGAGUCAGUGCCUGGCAGAGCGUAUGAAGGUUUGCAGCUGGCUAGGAAGUGCUUUGGAGUGCCUGAGACGCCUCGCACUGUCCUCAACCUGGUGGGGAAAGCCUAUGAGAACGCAAAAGACCAGUUGCACUUCAAGCGAUCAGAGGCGUCUGGAGCCAUGGACACCUUGGUGACGGCAACGCUCGAGGACAUGCGAGCACAGCGAGAGGUUGCUGCAACCGCAGAGCAUCGCUCAGCGCAAGACAGCGCCGCAGAGCAUCGCUCAGCGGCGAACGACCCCUGGAUCGCCGUGGUGGUCUGCGCGGGGUGGAACUGCACAGAGAAGGAGAUCUUGGCAGAAAGCUUCGUGGCAGCGAGGUUAGCGAGCUCGCGCACAUGGGCAGAGGUCGUGCGGGUGUUGUCCGCGCAUGCUGCCGUGAAGUUGCCGUGGACGCAAGUGGCGCCCAGUCUGAAGGCCGCCCCGAAGAUCCUCUGGCAGACUUGCUACGCGGACUACCCCGAGUCGGCGCGGAUGAUGCAAGAGUUCGCCUCCGGUCUGCGGCGAGUCUUUGUGGACGACCCAAGUUGCGAGGCAGAAGUGUUGGCACUGGGUGGUGACGCAUUGUUGGCGAGGUAUCGCAACUGGACACAGGCAUCGCACCGCGCGGACCUCUGGCGUUACCUACGCCUCCACGCGCAAGGCGGUUACUACAUGGACAUCAAGAUGUGCUUGCUGCGGCCGCUGGAAGACACCCUUCGGGAGAUCUAUGAGGAGGGCAACCGCUUGGUGGCAGCCGCGAAGACCGCUGCGGAGGGACAGCGCAUCGCGCAGCCCGCAGAUGGAGGAGGUCAGCGCAUCGCGCCGCCGCCGCCGGAACAACGGCGCAUCGCGCAGUCCUCGGAAGAGGCGGUCUCCAUCGCAGACUGGGUCUUGGAUCGAAAGUUGGAAGAGCAGCCGCACCUCAUCAUGAGCCGAGGUGCCAAUCAGGAGCAUGUCUUCCAAGGCAACAUCUUGGCGUGCAGCCCCGAGCAUCCGCUUUUUGCUCGCGCCAUUGCCGACUGCAUGAGCGCGACUCCGGCGCAGAUGCGCAAGCGGUAUCUCCGCUUCUGCGAAUUCCUCUGGGCAGAAAUGAAGCGAGACCUUGGGCGGGAGCCUUGUUUGGGUUGGAACUUCUGCAAGACGCUGGGGCCUAUUUAUUUGUUCGAGGAACGAUUGCACAAGCAUGGCAAGCAAAAGGUGACCCGUGCGACGACAUCGUUGGGAACAGAGAUCCCCAUCGACGGCCACUUGAUGCACAUCGCGCACAACGACCUUCCCUACGCUGCCACCAGGGCGUGGGGUUGGAACAAGAAGUUCAUCGAUGUGGCAAUGGUGGGAUUGGCAGUGAACAAAGACACUGCAAUGGAGCAGAGCAUCGCUCAGCUUGCGCCGGCGCAGAGCAUCGCUCAGCCGGAGGAGGAGCAGAGCAUCGCUCAGCACUCCCCGGGGCAGAGCAUCGCUCAGCUCUUGAUGGGGCAGAGCAUCGCUCAGUCCCCGACGGCGCAAGAAGAGGCGGCCUCCUCAGCGGUGGCCCCAGAGGAGGCGGAGCAGGAGGGAAUGGCCAUGGAGGUCACGACCAAUGUACUGCAGCAAUGCCAGAAAAUUGUGGCGGACAGCGUCCACUACAGCGACUUGGUCGAGGCGGAGGUGGCCACGUUGGUGGGUCUCGGCUUAAGGCCUGCGGUGGAAAGACCUGACUUCCUGUCCUGCGUUCGUUGCAAGAACAGCAAACGCAAGGAGUACAAGUUCCAAGGCAGCAGCGAGGUCAGGCGACAUUUUCAGGGCCACGAGGACUUGCCGGCCGAGCAGCCCGAGCAGACCACGACGAUUUUAGCGGCCAGCGCGGCAGCGCCACCGGAGACAACAGCAAGCUCGGCAGCACCAUUGGAGCUGGUGUCCACGGAGCCGGCGGGAGCUAAACCCAUAGUCCGCAACCGUCCCGGUGAUUGUGCUCGUGUUUCCGUGGCCUUGGAGGCGGGAGUGUGGUGCGAGCCCGAUGCCGCAAGCCGAGCUGAAGCUGCGAAGUUGACGUUGCCAGUUGCCAAUGAGAGCACCCAGCUUUUGGCGGCAGUGCAGCGAGCCACUGGGGACAUGGCAGACUUCUUUGUGAAGGUCGCGGCUGUGGUGGUGCUGGCCGUCGCGCAAGACCGGCGAGGUCUAGCGAAGGCGUUGAUAGCGCUCAACCCCGCCCCAACAAGCCUGCAGAGCAUCGCUCAGCAGCAAAGUGGACCUUCGACGUGGUGGGACGUCACUGGGGAGGCGAACGUGAAGUGGGCGGUGCACUGGGGCGACGAGGCAGAGCCGAGACAUGACCUCGCGAUCGUCCAAGGCGACAGCUACCAGUACGUGAAGAGCAGUUUGUAUGGGACGAUCGUGAUGCGGAUGGUCAUGGAUGCCUGCGAAGCAGUUUUCGCGGACUUGCCCCCGGAAGACCAAAAGUUGGGUUUUCAGGCCGUGUGCUUGCAAGUGAACACAGCUCUGGGGGAACGAGGCAAUUUGGCUCGAUUGCUGCUGAGCGAGUCUGCGAAGAGGCCUUGGAAGUUUGACUUGGAUCCAUACACUGCAACGCAGAACUAUGGGGGCAAGCGGCGGCGGCUGACGACAGUGCAACGGGCAUCAGCGAAGGCUGAAGUCGUGGUCAGCCACGACCACGAAAAAGUGGCUACCGCGUCAAAGUUCUACCAACUUGGACGUGUGCCGAGUGCCAAUCGCUGCGAAACUACCCCCCGUGCGACCAGUGCGGUCGGCCACGGCCAAAAGCAAGUCGCUACCAUGUUGACGUUUUAG
This is a messenger RNA of Durusdinium trenchii, 2886 nucleotides long. The record is from the annotation of a GenBank genome assembly. NCBI's taxonomy places the organism in Eukaryota, Dinophyceae, Suessiales, Symbiodiniaceae.